AGAUGGCGGAGAGUUAAUAGUGGGAAAAAAGAAACUGGUGUGCUGAAAGGAAUACAUUGAAUUUGUUGAAGGGGAGCCCAGAGGACAGUUAGGACCAGGCUGGCCCCGAGCAGGAUAAGAGCAGAAUCCUUUUCCUGCUUUGUCUGAGGAUGUGAAGCUGAAUGAGGCUUUAUUUCGUCAUUCUACACAGCUGAAGAGGUGCUGAUAUGUGUACAAGAUGAGUGGACUGGGAGACAACUCCUUGGAGCCGCUGUGCUCUGACCGGAAACGCAAGCUCUCCACCUGCGACACACCCGGGCUUGGGUGCGACAAGAGACGGAGGGAGCAGGAGAGCAAGUACAUCGAGGAGCUGGCCGAGCUGAUCUCGGCCAACCUCAGCGACAUCGACAGCUUCAACGUCAAGCCGGACAAGUGCGCCAUCCUUAAGGAGACGGUGCGGCAGAUCCGACAAAUUAAGGAGCAAGGGAAAGCCUCCUCAAACGAUGAUGAUGUUCAGAAGGCUGAUGUGUCCUCCACGGGUCAGGGGGUCAUCGACAAGGACCAUCUGGGGCCACUUCUGCUGCAGGCCCUGGAUGGCUUCCUGUUCGUGGUCAACCGGGACGGCAGCAUCGUGUUCGUGUCAGACAACGUGACGCAGUACCUGCAGUACAAGCAGGAGGAGCUGAUCAACACCAGCGUCUACAACAUCCUCCAUGAGGAUGACCGGGAGGAGUUCCACAAGAACCUGCCCAAGUCCAACAUGAACGGUGUGUCCUGGGGUGGCGAGGCACCCAGACAGAAGAGCCACACCUUCAACUGCCGCAUGCUGGUAAAGUACUGCCAUGGUGCUGCUGAGGAGGGAGCCGGCAGCCCACGGUAUGAGACCAUGCAGUGCUUCGCCCUCACCCAACCCAAAGCCAUGAUGGAGGAGGGAGAAGACCUGCAGUCCUGCAUGAUCUGUGUGGCUCGCCGUGUCACCGCAGUGGAGAGGACUGAGAGCUUCAACACCAGACAUGAGCUCUCAGGCAAGCUGAUCCAGAUCGACCACAACUCCCUGCGGGCGUCCAUGCGCCCAGGCUGGGAGGACCUCUGGCGCAGGUGCAUCCAAAUGUUCCUCCACCACAGUGAGGGCCAGCCAUGGUCGCACAGGCGCCAUUACCACGAAGCCUUCCUGCAGGGUCAUGCAGAGACUCCUCUGUACCGCUUCUCGCUGUCUGAUGGAACCCCAGUCACAGCGCAAACCAAAAGCAAACUGUACCGCCACCCGAUGACCAACGAGCCUCAGGGCUUCAUAUCCACGCACCUGCUGCAGAGGGAGCAGAAUGGAUAUCGCACCAACCAAGCCGGAAUGAUGCAGGGUGGCAUGAGGCCACAGGGAAUGGGGAACUCCAACCCCAACGCCCAGAUGAACAUGCCGCCUGGCGGAGGGAUGGGCAUGGGCAUGAACCGGAACUACGGCAUGAACGAGCAGGGCCACAUGGGCCAGAUGGGCAACUCCAUGUACAGCGGUGGCAACAGGAUGAUGCAGAUGAAUCAAAUGAAUCAAAUGAACCAGAUGAAUCAAAUGAACCAGAUGAAUCAGAUGAAUCCAAUGAAUCAGAUGAAUCAGAUGAAUCAGAUGAAUCAAAUGAAUCAGUUGAACCAGAUGAAUCAGAUGAACCAGAUGAACCACCCAGGCCCUGGCAUGCAACAGCAGCAGCAGCAGCAACAGCCACCCCCAUUCCAAGGCGGGGCCUACGGACUGGGCAUGAACAGUCCUUCGCAGGGCAGCCCGGGCAUGAAUGUCCCCCAGCAAAACCUCAUGAUGUCUCCCAGGACACGUGGGAGCCCCAAGAUGGGUGCCAGCCAGUUCUCGCCAGGAGGUAUGCCCUCUCCGAUGGGCCCGGGCAGCGCUGGGGGGGCAGGGGGUGGAGGGAGCGGUCCUGGAGGAGGCAGCUCUUUCUCCAGCAGCUCUCUCAAUGCCCUGCAAGCCAUCAGCGAAGGAGUGGGCAACUCCCUGUCCUCCACACUGACCUCACCAGUGCACAAACCUGACAGUUCUCCCAGCAUCAACUCCUCACAGCAACAGCAACAGCAGCAGCAACAACAACAGCAACAACAGCAGCAGCAGCAGCAACAGCAGCAACAGCAGCAGCAGCCCCAGUGUAAGCCAGGCCACGGGGAUUCCAAGAGCCCCUACAGUGCAGGAGGGGAUCACCACCAUCACAUGCACCAUCACCACCACACCCCGUCCGCCGACAACAGUGGGGAGAGGCCCGACAGCCAGGCCGGCCUACACGGCAGCAAGGAGGGCGGCGAGGCGGCCGCCGCGGGCCCAACCAGCAGCGAGCCCCACAGGCGGGUGCCUGAAACCAAGGGGCACAAAAAGCUGCUGCAGCUCCUCACCUCCCCCACAGAAGAGCUCUGCCACGGGGCGGGCAGUGGGCCCCCCGGCCCCCCGGCUGGCGUCACCACCCCCACGGGGAUGGACACCAAGGGCCCGGGGGGCUGCGUCACCAGCCCCUCCUCCACAGGUGUCUCCUCCUCCUCUUCCUCCGCUUCUGCUGGGGCGGGGCAGACCUCCGGGGGCGUGUCCUCCUCGGCAGCAGCCGCCCACUACACAGCCUCCCUGCAGGAGAAGCACAAGAUCCUCCACAAGCUGCUGCAGAACGGGAACACCCCGGACGAGGUGGCCAAGAUCACCGCCGAGGCCACUGGGAAGGCCCCGAGCCAGCCCCACGAGCCCAUGGGGGGUGGGGGCGGGGGGCCGGCGGGGACCGGUGCAGCAGACAUGAAGCAGGAGCAGCAUAGCCCCAAGAAGGAGAAGACCCACGCGCUGCUGCACUACCUGCUCAACAAGGAUGACUCCAAAGAGGCCGCCGACAUCAAGCCAAAGCUGGAGGAGCUGGAGGGGAAGGGCGGGCCGGGAGCCUGCAGCAGCUCCGGCAUCAUGGCCUCCACCCCUGAGAAUGUGGAGAGCAAGAUCAAGACCGAGCCAGCGGACGAGCUGCAAACCCUGGAGACCAUCCUAGGAGGCCUGAGAAAUUCUGGCCCUGGUUUUUACCCUGAGCCUGGGGCAGGAGAGGGAAACGACGCGGGCAACAAGCAACAGAACUGCCCUGAAGACAACGUGCAGGGCAUGGCCCCUGUCCCGCGUGCUCCCUUCCAGAGGGCGAUGUCUGUGGAUGGGAAGCCCCCAGCCGGCACAGGAGUGGCGGGACGGCGCAGCGCCCCCUGCCCCGUGCUCAUCAAGCAGGAGAGCAUGGAUAGCCAGCGCAUGAUGGGGGGACCCGACAACUUCCCCGGCAAUAUGGGAAUGAUGAACAGGGGGAUGGGAGUCCCUCAGCGCCCGCCGAUGGGAGCUUCAGGUGACUGGGGGAUGCCGAGGUCGAGUGGCAGUCCGGUGGGACCAGCGGGACACCCCUCCAUGAUCCGCCCCGGGAUGGACUACAACUCCAAGGGCAUGAUGGGAGGGCCCAUGAUCAGCAGGUCGAACAGCGUGCCUGGCAACCGGUCAAUGCUGCAGCAGCAACUGAUGGAUAUGGGAUCAAACGACAUGAGCAUGGGCAUGAGCCCCUUCGGCCAGCAGGGACCACCCAGUGGGUCUCCGUCCUGGUCAGACAGCGUGAUGGGAAUGGAGAGCAGCCAAAACAGACCACAGUUUGCGAACACGUUAGACGAGCUGCUAGCGCCCCCCUCCACCAGUGAGGGGCAGAGCGAUGAACGUGCCCUUCUGGACCAGCUGGACUCUUUGCUCAACAACACAGACGUGAUUGCGCUGGAAGAGAUUGACCGUGCGUUGGGCAUCCCGGACCUCGUCAGCCAGGGUCAGGGUGGGGAACAGCCUACAGAGAACUUCCCUGGGCAGGACCCCUCCAUGGUGAUGGACCAGAAGUCCAUGUACAGCCAGGGUUACCCGGGCCCGCCUGGCAUGGCCAUGCAGCCAGCCUACAACAGCGGCCCCAUGCAGGGCCAGCCAGGCAGCUUCAACCCCAUGAUGAACCAGAUGGGCCCGCAAGGCAACUUCCCCAUGGGGGGCAUGCACCCCCGUGCCAACAUGAGGCCCCGCAUGAUGAACGCCACCAAGCCGCUGAGACUGCAGCUGCAGCAGAGACUGCAGGGCCAGCAGUUCAUGAACCAGAGUCGUCAGGGCAACGCCGCCGGGGGCAACCCUGUGCUUCGGCCGGGCAUGCAGCCUGGGAUGGGCGGACAGCCCGGCUUCCUGAACGCCCAGAUGAUGGCCCAGAGGAGCAGAGAGAUCAUGAACCUGCAGCUGAGGAGGCAGAGGAUGAUGAUGCUGAUGCAGCAGCAGCAGCAGCAGCAGCAGGCCGCAGCAGCGGGGGGGUUCAGCCCCCCUCCCAAUGUCACCGCCCCCGCUGGGAUGGACAACCCCAUGGGCGGCCCUCCGAUGAACCAACCAGGACAGCAGCAGUUUGCUUAUGGGGGUAACUAUGGGAUGAACCAGCAGGGUGACCCCUCAUUUGUCCGCUCAGCCGGCAGCCCCCCAAAUGCAAUGAUGUCUGGGCGCCUGGGCCCACCUCAGAAUCCCAUGAUGCAACAGCACCCCCAGGGUGGCCCCAUGUACCAGACGGCAGACAUGAAGGGCUGGUCACAGGGCGGCAUGUCCCGAAACAACUCCUACCCGCAGCAGCAGUUUGCUCAGCAAGGGAACCCGGGCUCGUACGGGGGCAUGAUGAUGAACGGGUCCAUGCCGGUCAACGGCAGCGGGGGCCACAUGGGCCAGAUGCCGGGGCAGAUGGGCAUGAACCCCAUGGGCAUGGGGCGGAUGCCGAUGGGACCCGAUCAGAAGUAUUGCUGAACUAGGAGUGGAGCUGCCUGUGGGCGAACGGAGACUCACUGUGAACCCUGUCGAGAAGCGCGUGCUCGGUGUGUGAGCACGCGGGCUGACUCACUGCGCCCGUUUUAAAAGACUGAGCCCUGCUCUGCCGGCGCCCGGUCCAGUCUGUGCCGUUUCUUCCCGGAGGUCGUGCGUCUUGCUGAGGCGUGGCGGGUGGGGGGGUGGUAGGGGUUGGGGUUUGGGACCGAGGCAACGACUAUAUAUGUAAAUGUGAGAUGGACUGUGACACACACGCGCACACACACGCUCUCUCACGCGCACAUACCCUGUGCGUGUGUGUGGUUUUUCAUCUUCAAUCUUCAGAAUUCUAUUUAUCUAGUUUUGUGGGGGUCUUGUAUCUGGGCUGUGCGUCUUUUCCCGUUGGAGGUACCUUCACUUGCCUGACCAAAUGGAAACUGGUCUCAUCCCACAACACGUGGAAAGGUCGCCUCAUGUAGAAUGUACAUCAUGCAGUAUUUAGCCUUCCAUGUGGGAACACUCACUUGCUUUGAAACAUGAUGGUUUAAGGUACUACGCAAAACGAUUUAGUUGCGGUUGCACUUUAUGGAAAGUCUGAUAUUGAAAGGAUUGUUGCAAUAUUUCUUGGUCAUUAUAGCCUUAGUCAAGAAUUAAUGCACACAACAAACCUUGUCAUUUUCUCUUUCUUUUUUUUUUUUAACCAGGGACCCAUUUAAAUUGAAAAAAAGGUUAUAAUUGAAAAGAAGUAAGCACAGAUAUGUCUAUAUUAUGCAGAUUUAAGCAAUAAUCUCCUCUAUGCUUUAGGCUGAAAUUGACAUGGAAGCAUCCUCAACUCAAAGCAAAGGUACUGCAGUAUUAGAUGUGAUGUCACACAUUUUGAAUCUUGUCUGUGAAUAUGAAUUGUAAAUAUGCUUAAAAUGUAUUAUAUGCUUUUGUAGGUUACAUACCAUUUUUGCACAGAUUGUAAGGCUUAAUAUUUAAAGUAUAAUUUUCUUAUUCUGUGUCUUGUAGGUCAAUACAGCUUUUUUCCCAAUAUUUCAGUUGGGGGAGGAAAAGGAGGUGGGCCCUCUGUCAUCAGUGCUCAUAUUUGAAACCAUUUUUGAAAAGCUGAAACAGCCAGACCAUUCAGUUCUUUAAGAGAGGCACUUUUUAUUUCUGAUAUUAGAAUCAUGAAAUUCUUUUGUUUCUAGGAAGGUAGCUCAAAUGCUGAUUUGAUAGUGUGAGCUUCUACUUUUAAAUUAAAUUUUAGUAUAGCAGACAUUUUGAUAACGUUUCUCAGCCUUACAGGUGGGGGGGGAAAGAGGAGCAUGCACAGGAUAUGGCCACAGCUGUGGGGAAUGGGGGACCUCCUGCUACUUUCUGCCAAUCGUGUGGGCUUGAGGUUGUGUGCAGGAGACGGUUUUCAGAAGUUCCUUGCACACGAACCAGAUGAUUUUCUGUGACAUGCUGAGAAUGCUGUUUUCACCCCAAAGGCUGUGCCCAAGACUCCUCUAAACAUAGGCCCUGCCUCGUACUUUAGUGGUCCUGACCAAGAUAACCCGCUGUCUGUCACAAGCGGCUGCAACCUAGACCUUUAACACUGAAAAAUAGCAUCAAAAUUGAAGCUAGUGCCCCGUCUUUGGACCACCGCGGCCACACUUCACAAUAUCUGUGAGAAGCUAGGGCGCUGAAGCAGGGCUCUGAACAUAGUCUUGUGUGUGAGUGCUUUACUUAGUUUGGGACAGAUUCUGAGACUUGCUCUCAUUUAGCUUCUUGGUGGUGCUGAAAUGUACUGGGAUGCAGAGAGGGGCAAGAAAGGCUAGCGGGUGGGAUGGGAGAUGUUUCAUAUAUUUAAUCAGUCUCCUACCUUAAUUAGUCUUUGUUAAGGCCGUUUUGGGUUAUUUUAUUUCCUUUACAUUUCAUUUUGUUUUGCCUUUCUUGACUCUUGAUACUCUUCAAGAGGUCUACCUUGUAAGACAUGCGCAAUCCAAAGAUUUUUGUUUUUCUCCUGUGCUUCACACAGUUUCUGGUAUUGAUAGUCUGCAUGUGUUUGUGAUUGCGUAUAGUUAUGUACGCACACAGACACAUACAAUUCAUAUAUUAUUUUAUAUAUUGUACGAUACAGCGUAGAAUAACUUUUUCCUCCUCUGCAACGGCAAUUUUUCUUUCCUUUAAAUGAAUGGCCAGUGGAGAAGCCUCUUGCAGUGUUGCGGAGAGUGGUUGUUAGGGAGACACUUUGAUAAGGUUGAACCCUGUGUCUGUGUAUCAGUAGCUGCAGUGAAAUUUGAACUGUCAUGGGGGAACCAGAGCUAAAUGUUAACCCCGCUGUUAUAACGACACCAGAAUUGGAAGUGUUAGAGAUUGUGACUAUCUGUCUAAAUUCAUAUUUGAUUUUUUUUUUUGAAGGUGAGUGAUGGUAAGGACUGAGUUUGCUUCUGUUAUUUCAUGAAAUGAAGCCAAGAGUGGAUUUUUUUAUUAUUCUUAAUGAAGUAAAUUUUAAAAAAGAAAUGCAUACUUAAAAUCCAG
Molecule: messenger RNA, 7279 nt
Organism: Megalops cyprinoides (Indo-Pacific tarpon)
Lineage: Eukaryota; Metazoa; Chordata; Actinopteri; Elopiformes; Megalopidae
Product: nuclear receptor coactivator 3-like
Exons: 24
Coding region: 218-4777 (1519 amino acids)
Biological process (GO): positive regulation of transcription by RNA polymerase II; cellular response to hormone stimulus
Cellular component (GO): nucleus
Molecular function (GO): protein dimerization activity; nuclear receptor binding
Source: RefSeq, a predicted model, not a curated record